This is a messenger RNA of Aspergillus tanneri, 2727 nucleotides long. RefSeq lists its product as uncharacterized. The record is from RefSeq and is a predicted model, not a curated record. The coding region runs from base 1 to 2727 and encodes 908 amino acids. Lineage: Eukaryota; Fungi; Ascomycota; Eurotiomycetes; Eurotiales; Aspergillaceae. The transcript is spliced from 4 exons.
AUGCCCGAUUCCUCUGCCCAGGCGUCUACGAGUGCACCAAAAGAUGCACGACGUUCAUUCUCUCUUCCCGCCUGGUUGGAUCACUUCAAUGCACGCGACCUGAAGGUGUUAUUUCGCUGCUGGGCCGCCACAUGGGUGGCGUCCCUGCUGAUCUUUAUUGGACCUUCCCUGCACGCAAUCGGCAUCAGCGCGUAUUUCGCGGGAAUAACGCUGUACAUCGUGCCUCCAGGAACAAUUUUCUUCAUCUAUCUGCUUGCGUCGGUCUCACUGCUCUUUGGCAUGUGUCUUGCCUGGGGAUGGGGACUAAUCACCAUGAAGGCGGCGCUGGCAGCGCGACCGGCUUCCGAGACCCAGGCGCUUCUCCAAGCCUUGCGACAACAAGUCAUGACUGAGGCUCAACAGACGGGACAAUCUACAGCUUACCUGUCGAAAAAGCUAGUCUACGACGGCUUCAUGCUCGACGCUCGUGUCACGGUUGUGUACUACGUCAUGAUCUGUGUAUUCAUAUAUGCCUUGUCGCGACUGCGCGCCGCGAACCCCAAGUUCGCCCUGGCGCAGGUAUUUGGCGUUAUCGUCUCCGACCUCUUCCUCAUGUACGGCCCGAUUCUCACCUCAUUCAAUGGCUUGUUGGCAAGGGUACUCGUCCUGCCGGGCUCCAUUGGUAUCGGUCUAGGCGUGGCGUGCAACAUUAUAUUCUUCCCCCAGUCAGCCUCACACGCGGUGCUGGUUAAAAUGGAGACCCUUGUGCGCAUCGGACAGAAGUCGUUGCAGUGUACUCGUGCGCGCCUUUCCAGUGAGCCUGUUGAUCUGGCAGAUCUCGAGGGCACCAAGUCCAAAAUGAUUGCGUUGUUCAAGGCGAUGACGCCCAUGCUGGGCUUCCUUCCGCUCGACGUGUCCUGGGGCCGGUGGAGUCCCGACGAUGUCAAGAUGUUGCAUGAAUCCCUGCGACGGGCCAUGUUCACAAACGUGUCAUUGCUGGACUUUCACAUCGUUCAUAUGAGGACAUACCAAAAGCUGGAGAACCUAUCAUCGCUUGAGACAGAUUAUAGCAUCUCGACGGAGGAGAAACCCCCCGCAGGCCAGUCGCUGACGCUUGUUGCCGAGUGCAUCCACACCGUCAACUCGCGUUAUUGGUUUCGACGGGUUCCACAGAGCCAGAUCGACAAACUGGUUACUCGAGGACAGACACUACGCGAAACCCUCCGAACAGCACGGGGCAGAUUUAUGACGGAGACAACUGAGCGACUGCUCGAUAACCAUUCCGAUCUGUUUGACGAGGAAGGCACGUUGAAAUCCGCCGAAUCCGUAGGGCCAUAUGCCCUGCGUGGACUGAUGCUGGGUAUGGUAGUCGAGGAGCGCGUCCUUGGAGCAGCAGAGAGUUUGGAGAACCUCCUGGACCAUAUUGUUCGCCUUCUGCAGACUCGCACCAAAGUGCGCGUAUGCCCCGGUGGCAGGUUUAUCUGCCACCGAGGGGGAACCGAUCCAGACGUAAUUGAAAGCCAGAGCAAAGAGGCGUAUCGACGCCUGCGCAUCAGUCAGGGGUAUGGACGGCCAGUGCGACGAAACGCCCUGAGUCGCGGCAUUGUUGCUGUGUUUCGCUGGCUGACCAACCCAGGCGGGAUGUAUGCUCUGCGCAUGGUAAUCGUGACGAUUGCCACGGCCAUCCCGUCGGCUCUCCCGCACUCUGCUGGAUUCUACUAUCGCGAAAAGGGUAUCUGGCUCGCCAUCACGGCGCAGACCACCAUCCUCGUGUACAUGGCCGACUUUACCUUGUCUCUGAUCGGUCGAUGCAUUGGCACCGUGCUCGGCGGCGUCCUGGGUAUGGUGGCUUGGUAUAUCGGGUCCGGCCACGGGCCCGGCAAUGCAUACGGACUGGCUGCUAUCACGGCAGCGAUGACAGUCGUCUUGAUGUGGUGGCGUCUCUAUCUUCCGCCGGCAUUCAUGAUGGCGGCCAUUAUGAGCGGCGUCACAUUCAUGCUGGUCAUCGGAUUCAGCUAUGACGACACGCAUACACCGCAGUACGGACUCCCAGGGCACGGCUACACCGCGUUCUACAAGCGAUUGGUGACCGUUCUGCUGGGAUUUGUGGCGGCCUUCGUCGUGCAAAUCUUUCCCCGCCCUCCAUCUGCGACGCGACACACAUGCAAGACACUAUCGAACACAGUCAACACGCUAUCCGACCACUACGCGCUACUCCCUCUCACUGGGGCCGCACCGACGCCAACGGCAGCAGUCCUCUCGGGCAGUAUUAGAAUCCUGAAGCUAGAAAUGAGCAUCGGACCCUUUGAUUCGCAAACCGUCGACCAGACCCGCCGUCUUUGUCAGGAGAUGAACCAAGGACUGGGUCGACUACUUGAUUUAUCCAGCACCUUGCCGAUAGACUUCCAAACGCGGCUCGCGCGCAACGUGGGAAUUCUCGACCACCGUCGAAUCGGCGACAUCAUGGCCGUGCUUAGUGUCAUCGCACAGGCGUUGAGACUGGGGAAUCCGCUUCCAGAGAGACUGCCCACGCCGUUAGUCAAACGGUGUCAUGAGUCGUGGCAGGCGGGACAAAAUGAGCAGCGGUUGACAAUUGCAUUGGUACGAGAUGAGAAUUAUCGACGGUACUGCGUGGCUGUGAGCUCGUACUUGAAGUUUCUGGGGGCGAUUGAUGAUCUGGUGUUGGUUUUGAAGAGAGCGUUGGGUGAGUCUCAUAUUGUCGGACAGUGGGAUGAUGCCAGUGUUUGA